AGGAGAUUGCGCUAUCGAUACGGAAGCUAGCAGAGCAUGGAGAUACCGCCUCCGAAUGAGAGAUUCCAGCCCACGAUGCCGCGAUGGCGCACCAGCGAGCUGCUCGCGCUUAGUCAGCAACUCUCGCCUGGAGGACAGUUCCCCGGAUCGGAUUCCAAGUUUCUGAUCGAUGACACCUUGUUAUCGGAUCUCAUGGAUCUGGACCCUCUGUGCGAUCAGAGCGGGGAGCCGUGGGUGGCUGCGGGACAAGACUUCAGCCUCCCCUUCGCGGCUUUCUCCCCGGGACAGUUCUCCCCAGGUAAUUUCUCCCCGUCCGCCAUGUCGCCGCAGCCUCAAUCGCAGGCAUCUCCAAAUUCGCAGCUCUAUGCGCAGGUGAAUUCUGGCAUGGCAGUGCCUGGUGGGCAUUUAUCCCCCAGGGAAAUAUUGGUCCAGGAUGGUGGGCUUACUCCUUCCCCGUCGCGCUUGGUCGACCUCUUGGAGCAGCCCUCGACUUCUGAAGGGUAUCUUGUUGCUAUGUCCCCCGGUACCAGUGCAAAUUUUGCAGAGAUGUCUCAAAUUUACCUGUCGAAUGGUUCAACAGCCAAUUCCCAUGCCAAUCUCCAUAGCAACUCCCAUGGCGCCAUGGUGAAUGAAAGAGUGAUUAAUCUGGGGAAUAACAGGUCGAACUAUGGGAGAAAUUGUUUGACGGUAACCAACGCGACCAUGGAGAGGAAUCCGGAAGGCGAGUCCUUACUCAGGCAAGCGGAACUGCGUGACGAAUACGCGGGCCAGCCAAUGGAUCCAGCUGCAUUCGAGUACAUUAAUGCGACGCAGGAUGCGCAAUAUGACAUGGUCACAAAGUCGGAGACGUCAAAGAAGAGGUUGGUAGUAACGGGGGGCUCGCUGACGCUCAAGGAGCGAAUUACGCAGGCGCUGCGUUUUAUUGGAAGGUCAUGUGUGGAUGUGCUGGCUCAAGUAUGGAUGCCGGUGCGGACCGCGGAUAAUCAAACGGUGCUCUCCACACGCGAGCAGCCGUUUGUGCUGGAGCGGAAAACGGAUCGCAUGUGGACGUACCGCUCCAUUAGCGAGAACUAUGUAUUUGCCGUGACGGGUGGGUUUCCUGGGCUGCCAGGCCGGGUCUACUUGCAGCAGGUGCCGGAGUGGACUCCGAAUGUGCAAUUCUACAGUGAUCACGAGUACCUUAGAGUGAAGCACGCAAUGGCAUGUGACGUGAAGGGUACGCUUGCGGUCCCAGUGUUCGAGGCAAGCUCUCGGAAUUGUUUGGCUGUGAUUGAGCUUGUGAUGAAGGCUGAGAAGGUUCAGUAUGCUCCGGAGAUUGACAUCAUCUGUCGGGCUCUGCAGGCUGUCAACUUGUCAUGCACGGAUGGGAUGGAGCUUCCAGCUUUAGAGUUUCGAACACAGGGCCGGCGUGCGGCGCUUGCAGAGAUCAGCGAAGUGCUGACCGCCGUGUGCGAGACACAUAAUCUGCCGUUGGCACAGACGUGGGUUCCCGGGAGUCACCAUUCGGUGGACAAACCCAGCAGCAACAAGAAGUGCCGCGUCGAAAGCGGCACUAACAGCAAGAGCUCCGGCGGGAGCCACAGCAGCAACCGUGUCUGUCUGUGCACUGGCGAUGGGCCUCACUAUGUAAAAGACAGCAAGAUGUGGGGGUUCAGGCAAGCAUGUUUAGAGCAUUAUCUAGAGAAGGGGCAGGGUGUUCCUGGUAAGGCUUUUGCCUCCAAUCAGCCAGCUUUUGAGAGCGAUGUAAAAAAUUACAGCAAGAUUGAGUACCCGCUUGGACAUUACGCGCAGUUAUUUGGCCUUACAGCGGCAGUUGCGAUUCGUUUAAGAAGUAUUCAUACUGGGGCUGACGACUUCGUUCUGGAGUUUUUCCUCCCGGUGAAGUGCAUCAGCAGUGAUGAUCAACAGGUGAUGUUAAACUCCCUAUCGAUCACGAUGCAGCGUGUGUGUCGAAGCUUGAGAACUGUAACGGACAAGGAGUUGGCGGAUGAGCUGAAGGCUGCCAGCGCAGAGGAGAGCACCGAGGCGGAAAGCAAUCCCCCCAAGCCGGUGGAUCCUGCGGAAGAGCAGAGAAAUGCCGCUGCUUCUGGGAUUGAGUUGCCUCCUUCAGAAAAUGCAACGGAAAAUCCUACUGUACAAGAGAAGCAACCACAGCAGAUCUCACAAGAGAUUCCAGCGUUGCCUUUGGAGCGUUCUCAGUCACUUGUCAGUGAGAAAGCCCAAGUGGGAGAGUCCAACGAUAAUGUUGAGCCACUGCAGCUUUUCGAGAAGCAACCGGCCAUACAGGUGCCUGGAGCUGCGCGGACGUUUACAAGUACAGCCCAGAAAGCCGCGAAUCAGAACCGGAGGCUGGACAGGAGGAGAGGGACUACGGAGAAGACCAUAGGUCUGGACGUUCUGCAGCAGUACUUCGCAGGUAGCUUGAAAGAUGCAGCCAAGAGCAUUGGCGUGUGUCCAACCACUCUGAAACGAAUUUGUCGCCAACACGGUAUCUCAAGGUGGCCGUCACGGAAAAUCAACAAGGUGAGCCGAUCCUUGAAGAAGCUCCAGGGCGUGAUCGAGUCCGUUCAGGGCGCGGACGGAACGCUUCGCAUUAAUGCGUUUAGCGGUGAUAUUGCCUCUGCAGCGGUUGCUGCCGCUGCAGUCACCAGCACGGUGCCAGCAGCUAAGGAUACAACCACAGAAGACGGUCGAUCAGCUGCUUCCCCUAGUGAGGCCUGUCACAACCAACACGACGGAAUAAGUAACGGCGAGAGCAACCAGACUCCAUUAUCUGUGGAAGACGAGGACUCCUCGCCGCAUGAUAUCCAACGUCUCCGUCAUCCCACAGGGGCUUCUAACUUGAGCAUGGCCCGCGCAGAGCCCAAAGUCCCUGUAAACUUAGCCAACGCCAAUGGCACGAGGCCAUCAUUACCCAUUGAUCACACCAGAGAUCGAAAUUCAGAUGAAAGCUCUGGAGGAGCUGAAUUCGGCUCGACAAACCACGGUGGAGCAGACCAGGACUUCUACGCGGUGUCGGCCGAGCAGGAAUCUGAUGGCACGGGCAGGAAGUUGGACAUCAAAGAAGUUAGCGCUAAGGACCCACCCACAUUGUAUAUUCCUAACGGAAGCUCCAACCCCAGCCAUAGUGGUGGAUCAGAUUGGGAUCGCUCUCCAAACGGCAGCAUGUCAGACUUUGGGCGUAACACAGAUUCUGGCAGCGGAACUGGAUUCAAUGGGGGCGCUAUAUGUGUCGAGUCGCGGGUUCACGGCGGUGCCAGUGCGUUAGCUGCAUUACGGGACUCUGAUUUGAGUUCUUAUGGGAACCCUUGCGAUUAUGAGCGUUACGCGCUGGAUGAUUCCCCGCGGGAAGUGACUGGUGCUCAUCGAACAGGGUCAUCGCAUCAUAAUGGUAGCGAUUCGAGCUCCCCAUCGUCAGGUGCAGGAGGCUAUGCUCGCAAGCAUUACUGGCCGGUUCCCGUUGUGGAGCCGGAGGCCGUGACCGUGAAGGCGACGUUCCGGGCCGACACGGUGCGAUUCAAGCUGCUGGUGGGAUCAGGAUACUUAGAUCUGAGAAAUGAGAUCAGUCGGCGGUUGAAAGUCGAUGAGCACGGGUUUGAUCUGAAGUACUUAGACGACGAGGAAGAGUGGAUGCUAAUUACUUGCGAUGCCGACGUCAAGGAAUGCAUUGAUGUGGCGCAGACGCUGGGCCGGCACACCGUGAAGCUAAUGGUGCGUCAGAGCGGAUCGUGGACCUCGAGUGGGAACAACUCUAACGUCAGCCUGCAGGACAUGAACUGUCACGCUGCUUAGAUAUGAGACGAGAAUUCGCUCGAGGGUUUAUAUUGACUGGACGAACACUACCAGAAUCGUUCCUUCUAGUGGAUUCAGACUGGUAUUCUUGGAUGUUCUUCCUAGAUGCUUGGAUUCAGGACAGUUUGUCAAGGUGGAAGAAUCUUUUUUUCACGCCAACCAGUGAGUGAUUGCAAUUUUUGUGCUUGGAGAAAAUUACAUUAGAAUUAGUUGACGACACACCUGAAGGAGAGCAAAUGGAGACCGAUUGCAUGGGAGGCACAGCAGCCCAAAGUCUACCGAACUGGUAGAAACGGAGCCUAAUCUUCCCCAUCUUCGCUGCACUCUAUUAUUUAAUCAUUUUAAAUGGCUAUGUCAAUGUCCCUGCAGUCGGGAUGCUGCAUCACGAGUGCUGACCUGAGCGCACUUCACAACCCCCUGGAGCCACGUUUGGAGGAUUGGUGACUGAUUUGUUUUCUGCAGCUUGAUGGGGUCUUCGCAGAAGUGAAUCAAGGAUCAAGAUGGUUGAGUUCCCUCUUAGCUGAGCAGCACUUGCAGCAGCUCUUGGUGCUAAUAUCCAUUAUAUGAAUAAUCAACAAGUUGCUUACUCUCCCUUGUAUUUUAUGAAGCCGCUAAUGCUACCAGGCAGCACAUACCAUAUCUAUUUUUGCUGGAAGUGUUUCAAAUACAAUUCAAUUUACUCGUUGAACUGUA
Molecule: messenger RNA, 4485 nt
Organism: Physcomitrium patens
Lineage: Eukaryota; Viridiplantae; Streptophyta; Bryopsida; Funariales; Funariaceae
Product: protein NLP7
Molecular function (GO): protein binding; DNA-binding transcription factor activity
Source: RefSeq, a predicted model, not a curated record